Molecule: messenger RNA, 2627 nt
Organism: Limulus polyphemus (Atlantic horseshoe crab)
Lineage: Eukaryota; Metazoa; Arthropoda; Merostomata; Xiphosura; Limulidae
Gene: Tmtc4
Product: transmembrane and TPR repeat-containing protein 4-like
Exons: 17
Coding region: 167-2458 (763 amino acids)
Biological process (GO): protein O-linked glycosylation via mannose; endoplasmic reticulum unfolded protein response
Cellular component (GO): endoplasmic reticulum
Molecular function (GO): mannosyltransferase activity; protein binding
Source: RefSeq, a predicted model, not a curated record
CUUUGAUAAAUGAAUUGUAAUAAAUUUCAGCAGUACGUUUUGACAGCUGUAUUUCUAAAGGAAAGGAUCAAGCAUUUCAUCAACUGAUUUCAGGUCCUGGUUAAGAAGAUUGAGAAAAGAAAUGAAACAUAAUUUGCUAAUGCUUCUGAAAACUUAAACAGUAAACAUGGAUUACAACAGGAACAAUACGAAGUUGGUGUAUUCCAGAAAUGGAACAAAGCCAUAUUAUCUUCUGAAUGACAGCCCACAUCAUAGAAAAAUACCAUGGGAUGUUUGGAUUCCUGUUCCAGAACUCGUACUCCUGAAGUCUUACUGGUUGAUCUUUCUAGUGGCAGUUGCAUCAUUUUGUAUAAGUGUUACUGGAGACUUUGUAUUUGAUGAUUCAGAAGCUAUUUUGAACAACAGUGACUUACUUCCAGAGACACCUGUACUAAACAUCUUUAGGAAUGAUUUCUGGGGGAUGAAAUUAACCUUCAACACAAGUCAUAAAUCAUAUCGUCCAUUGACAACCCUUACCUUCAGGUGGAACUGUGCUUUCAGUGGAGGCUUACACCCAUUUGGAUUUCAUCUCAUUAAUAUUGUUCUACAUGGUGUUGUCUCCAUGUUGUCUUUUCAACUCUUUGCUGUCUUCUUUCAGUCUUGUUUAUCUGGAGACAGAGCUCCUCGUGCAUCCUUUCUCUGUGCCUUAUUAUAUGCUGUUCAUCCUAUUCAUACUGAGAGUGUUGCAGGAGUUGUAGGAAGAGCUGAUUUGCUUUGUGCUUUGUUUUUCAUCCUGUCUUUCCUGGCUUACACAAAGUCAGUUGAGAGCCAUCACCAUCUCAAUGAUCCACCCUCCCAGUUUUCACCUCUUUGGAUAGGAUGGAGUCUAGUUCUUGCAGGCAGUGCAAUGCUUUGCAAGGAGCAAGGAGUAACAGUAAUUGGUAUUUGUAGUGCCUAUGAUAUUAUUGUUGUCUGUAAUGUGGACAUCCUUUGUCUUUUACGUCCAUCAUCUGUGUUACAAGAAUCUUCAUCGUCUUCAAAACAAUGGUUACAGUCACUCUUGUUACGCCAUGUGGUGUUGGCAGCUGGGGGGUCACUUCUUCUUAUCGGAAGAUGGCAAGUUAUGGGGUCGUCACCUCCUAUGUUCCAAUGGGUAGACAACCCAGCAUCCUUUGAAGAAAGCUUCCUUUACAGGGUGUUGAACUACAAUUAUGUGUAUUCUCUCAACUGGUGGCUGUUAGUUCAUCCAUUUUGGCUCUGUUUUGAUUGGUCCAUGGGCUGCAUACCUCUUAUCCAUUCAUUGACUGAUCCCAGGCUAGUUGCUGUUGCUGUUUUCUGGAUGACAGCAGCCUUCCUGUUGUAUUGUUGUCUGUCUCAUGAAGAUAGGAGGAUCCGAAGGUUAGUGACAAUGUCUGUCGUCCUUCUUGUUAUUCCCUUUUUACCUGCAUCCAACUUGUUCUUCCGAGUGGGAUUUGUUAUUGCAGAACGGGUACUUUACAUUCCGUCCCUAGGGUUCUCUUUGUUAGUAGUGGUAGGAUUUCGACAGCUGUGUUUUUCUAUGGAGCAAUAUCGUGUAUACCUGCACAUUUGUAUAAUUGUCCUUGUUGGGUGUUUUGUUGUCAAGAGCCUUCAGAGAAGUUCAGAAUGGAAAAAUGAGGAAGUUCUAUUCAAAUCUGGUCUUAAAGUUUGUCCAUUGAAUGCAAAGGUUCAUUACAACAUUGCCAAGAAUUCUGCAGAUCAUGGUGACAGAGAAUUGGCUGUAAAAGAAUACCAAGAAGCCAUCAGGCUUAACCCAAGUUAUGACCAAGCCAUGAAUAAUCUUGCAAAUAUUCUGAAAGACAUGGGACAAUUGAAAAGUGCUGAGAAGCUUCUUCUAAAGGCUAUACACAUCAGGGCUGAUUUUGCUGCAGCGUGGAUGAACUUGGGUAUUGUUCAGUCAAGUCUUGGGAAAAUUAAGGAAGCAGAAAGGAGUUAUUUGAUUGCUUUGAAACAUAGAAGACGUUAUCCAGACUGUUAUUAUAACUUAGGCAAUUUGUAUUUGGACCAGAAAAGAUACAACGAUGCAUAUCAGGCUUGGAAAAAUGCAACUUCUCUUCGUCCAUCACACCUGGUGGCUUGGAACAACAUGAUUAUCAUGCUCGACAGUACAGGUGAUUUAAGUAAAGCUGAAUCCCUAGCCCGUGAGGCUCUACGGUACUUGCCAGAAGAAAGCUCACUACAUUUCAACCUUGCCAAUACUCUUGGAAAAAUUGGAAAAUACCAGGAAUCUGAAUGGCAUUUUUUGCAUGCCAUCAAGCUCAACAAGAACAAUCCCUCUUACUACACUAACCUAGGAGUACUUUAUCAUCGAUGGAAGAAAUACGAAAAAGCAGAAGAAGCUUAUCAGCAAGCACUCCAAAUGCAACCUGGUCUGAAAAGUGCACGGGAUAACUUGGAGCUUCUUCAUAAAACUCUCAGCAGAUUAAGAUCACAACAUUAAAUACUGCUGUCAAGUGAUUACUGUACACCCUAUGGCAUGUCUAAUAUGGAGCAGUAGUUGUAGUCUUUCGGGGGCCAAAUGUAUUAAUCACAGAACCUGUGCUUUUAUAGUCCUUUUAUCUUUGUUUAUAAGGCCUAAAUCUAUAUUGAUAACAUUGUGAAAACUUUAU